This is a messenger RNA of Oryzias melastigma (Indian medaka), 3215 nucleotides long. RefSeq names its product serine/threonine-protein kinase tousled-like 2. The transcript has 21 exons. Bases 507 to 2657 code for a protein of 716 amino acids. The record is from RefSeq and is a predicted model, not a curated record. Gene Ontology annotation, cellular component: nucleus. NCBI's taxonomy places the organism in Eukaryota, Metazoa, Chordata, Actinopteri, Beloniformes, Adrianichthyidae. Gene Ontology annotation, molecular function: ATP binding; protein serine/threonine kinase activity. Gene Ontology annotation, biological process: intracellular signal transduction; chromosome segregation; peptidyl-serine phosphorylation.
UGUCCUUGGGGAGGUGUUUUUUUUCCUGUUCCAGUGCGCAGUGGCUUCAGGGGAUGCUCCGGCCCGCAGAGGUUACUUCAUGUGUUGAUCAGCGCUCGGGUGGAACCAGUUCUCCGCGGUUUUUAUGGAGGGGUUGUGAUCUUUUAUCACCUGAAGGAUGGACUUUAACAAGGUGACAGCUUCCGAUGGGGAAGCUUGGUAGUGUCUGCAGAUCAGCCGAGUUUGGUUCGAAAUGUGACGGCAACUUGUCAGGAGGCUUUUGGGGCAUUACGAGCCUGCCUGCCGGUGCAGGGGGGCACCAUCGCGGACAAGGAAACCCCGAGGAUCACGGCCUCUCGUCCGGAUGACACCAGCAGAAGCCAGCUGCGUUUCUAGCUAGCAUUAGCUAAGCUAACCAUUUUCUCACCUGAAUUCGACAUAACUGUUGAUGGAUAGCUCAAAUCAAACCGCGUUACAUGUGAGGCGUGGGCUCCGAUGUUACUGAGGAUUUAUCUGCCACCAGGUGGAUGGACAGUAUCUUUUUGAGGACUGUCAGUUGUAACGAAAACUGCAGAAAAAUUCCAGGCAUGAUGGAAGGACUUCAUAGUCAGGCUCUGAGCCUGGAUCCACGAAGGCAGGAGCUGCUCGAGGCUCGCUUCACUGGAGUCGGUUUGGCUAAGAGUUCAGCCAACAGCGAGUCAUCCAACCAAUCUCUGUGCAGCGCCGGAUCCCUGAGUGACAAGGAGCUUGAGACACCAGAGAAGAAAGCCACUGAAAGAAGCAGACAGAGAAAAGGAGACCACUUUGACAGUCAAGGGAAGGGAAGGGGGCAGAAAUAUAGUGAUUUCUUUGAGUUUGCUGGCAGCAGCGCGUCGGGUACCAGUCCUGGACGCAGCAUCCCGAUGCUGGUGCGCGCCUCCUCACAGCAAUCCCUGUCGUACCUUCUGUUCCAGCACGACAGUCCUUCGUCCACCGGCUCAGCUCACACAGACUCGUCCUCCUGCAGCUCCUACCGGACCGCCCCGAUGCCCUCCUGCUCGCACAAAGCCAUCCAGUCUGAACUGACGCUGAUGAAACUGAAAACUCUGGAAAAAGAGAAGAACUCCAAACUGGAGAAGAAGGAAGGAAGAAUAGAUGACCUGCUGAGGUCUAACUGUGACUUGAGGCAGCAGGUAGAGGAGCAGCAGAAGAUGCUGGAGCGCUACAAAGAGCGGCUCAACAAGUGUGUCAGCAUGAAUAAGAAGCUCCUGACGGAAAAGUCAAAACAGGAGAAGAUGGCCUGCAGGGACAAAAGCAUGCAGGACCGUCUUCGUUUGGGUCACUUCACCACCGUACGCCACGGAGCUUCCUUCACCGAACAGUGGACGGAUGGAUACGCCUUCCAGAACCUCAUCAAGCAACAAGAGCAAAUCAAUUUGCAGCGCGAGGACAUUGAAAGGCAGAAGAAGCUGCUGGGGAAGAGGAAACCUCCCACGGCGUUGACUCCGCCCUCUAGCAUGGAGCCCAGCAAACGAAAGAGCAGAAACAGCAGCCAGGAGAACGAAACGUUGUCCCUGGCAGAGUAUCGUGAGCAAGAAGAGAUUUUUAAACUUCGAAUGGGUCGCCUAAAAAAGGAAGAAGCGGAGAUUCAGACGGAGCUGGAACAGCUGGAGCGGAUCAGAAGUUUGCACAUUCGGGAGCUGAAGCGUAUCUACAGUGAAGACAACUCUCAGUUUAAAGAUAAUCCCACAUUAAAUGACCGUUAUCUGCUUUUACAUUUACUUGGAAGAGGUGGCUUCAGUGAAGUUUUCAAAGCUUUUGAUCUAACAGAACAGAGAUACGUGGCCAUUAAAAUCCAUCAACUUAACAAGAACUGGAGGGAAGACAAGAAGCAAAGCUACCACAAACACGCCUGUAGAGAAUACAGAAUCCACAAAGAAUUGGAUCACCCCAGAAUAGUCAAACUUUAUGACUAUUUCUCAAUCAAUGCAGACUCAUUCUGCACAGUGCUGGAGUACUGCGCAGGAAACGACCUGGACUCUUACUUGAAACAGAACAAGUCUCUGACUGAGAAGGAGGGCCGCUCCAUCGUCAUGCAGCUCGUCAACGCCCUCAAGUACCUCAAUCAGAUUCGACCCCCCAUCAUCCACUACGACCUUAAACCGGGAAACAUCCUGCUGGUUAACGGGACCGCCUCAGGGGAGAUAAAGAUCACAGACUUCGGCUUGUCCAAGAUCAUGGAUGACGACAGCUACAGCUCGGCAGACGGCAUCGAGCUGACCUCGCAGGGAGCAGGGACCUACUGGUAUUUACCACCUGAGUGCUUUAUAGUGGGAAAGGACCCCCCUAAAAUAUCCAACAAGGUGGAUGUUUGGGCUGUAGGCGUCAUUUUCUACCAGAGUUUAUAUGGGCGCAAGCCAUUUGGUCACAACCAAACGCAGCAGGAUAUCCUCCAGGAAAACACCAUUCUGAAAGCUACUGAGGUCCAGUUCCCCCCAAAACCUGUGGUGACCAUGGAGGCCAAGGCCUUCAUUCGACGUUGUCUGACCUACCACAAGGAGGACCGUGUGGACGUGCUACAGCUGGCCAGUGACCCCUUCCUCAUGCCCAACAUCCGCAAAGCUCUCGGUAGCAGCACCGCCGUGGUGCGCCCAAGCCCCUCCACAUCCACCAACUACAGCAGCAGUGCCUCCAACUGAAGUUCCCUGGGAUGACAAAGCCACAUGGACUCACUUCUAGGAAUGGAAUUCUCCGAGUGUGACGGGAUGUUGUAAAUCUGUCCACAAGCUUCCAGUUGUGGGCUCAGUAGAACCCAAAGAUUUGCCCACAUGCAUGCACUAACUUAAACUUAAGUUUAUUUAAGGUUUCUUUUUUUUUUUUGACAUAAAGACUUUAGAAUUGCACAAAUGUUGGGCGUAAAACAAUGAUUGAAGGAAAAACAUUAUAGUUCAGAACUGGAGUGCUUCACAGCAAAUAUCCCUAAAGGAUAGAAACCUCCACGUUUUUAGGAAGGGCUCCUGAAAGUGACUGAUGACCGGCGAUGGAAGACUAAAGAUCCAUACGGGCCGGUUCUGCUGAAAAUGUCCAUUUAAUGAUCCCACCUGAUCCGUCUGCUGCUUUUCUGUAUUUUUCCAUGAGAUUUACUGCCUUUAAUGUUAUCAACCAUCGAGGUGGCGGGUGGGCUGAGUGAGUGUUGUGAUGUGAAGUAACAUUCGCCUGAAAAUAUGAAACCAUUAAAGAGGAUUUUGGUUAAUGUU